This is a messenger RNA of Dendrobium catenatum, 1138 nucleotides long. Its product is annotated as ORM1-like protein 3. Lineage: Eukaryota; Viridiplantae; Streptophyta; Magnoliopsida; Asparagales; Orchidaceae. The coding region runs from base 207 to 680 and encodes 157 amino acids. The transcript is spliced from 3 exons. Gene Ontology annotation, biological process: ceramide metabolic process; negative regulation of ceramide biosynthetic process; intracellular sphingolipid homeostasis. The record is from RefSeq and is a predicted model, not a curated record. Gene Ontology annotation, cellular component: endoplasmic reticulum membrane.
GAAUUAAAAACUCCAUACAUCCAUUGACCUUCAGCGCCGUCGAUCUUUCCCGCUGCUUCCCGAACGCACGUCUCCAUCUGCAUCUCCUUUCUUAAAAUUUCUUUGUUGGCGUCGUCCACCUCGGAAUUGGUAUUUAAUCAAAUUAUCUCUUGCUUCUGCGCUCGCUUUGUGAGAUCCGAGCUCCAGGUUGAAGAAGAGGGUAAGAGAUGGCGAAGCUGUAUGUGGAGACGACGCCGCCGCCGGAUCUGAACAAGAACACAGAGUGGUUCAUGUACCCUGGAGUGUGGACGACCUACAUCCUCAUCUUAUUCUUCUCCUGGCUCCUCGUCCUUUCCGUCUUCGGAUGCACCCCUGGUACUGCCUGGACCAUCGUUAAUCUGGUCCACUUUGCGAUUACUUAUCAGUUUUUCCAUUGGAGGAAGGGAACUCCUUUUGCUGAAGACCAGGGUAUAUACAAUAAUUUGACAUGGUGGGAGCAAAUUGAUAAUGGCAAGCAACUUACACGGAACAGGAAGUUUUUGACUGUUGUUCCUGUGGUCUUAUACUUGAUAGCUUCGCACACAACUGACUACCAGCAACCAAUGCUCUUUCUGAAUACACUAGCAGUGAUUGUUUUGGUAGUCGCCAAGUUUCCAAACAUGCACAAGGUCCGUAUCUUUGGGAUCAACGCAGAUCGUUGAUCAGUAGUGGUCGCGAUUUUGGAUGAUAACUGGAUCCUCUAUACAGAAAAGCCUCUGGCAAAGGGGUUUAUAAUGUGUUGAGUUUUAGUUUUGUGAUUACUUGACUUUGUUGCCUAUCAAUGUACAGAACGACAUGUUGAUGCAACUAGGUAAUGUCAGACUUUCAAAACUGUUGCUCUUUGUGUAAUAAAGGUUUACGUAUUAGUAGUGUUCUUGCUCCUUUAUUGUUGUUAGGACAUAUUGGCAAGGCUUCAUGUCAGUUGUAGCUUCUCCAGUUCCCAACUGUUGGUCUAAUUACUCUCUAGCUCUACCUCACUGUUCAUGUCAAUAAGCGAAGCACGCAGAAAAAUAUCUCAUAUUCAACGGGAAAAUAUUGAUGGUAUAUUCAUAUGAUGGUACUAUCAGAAUCUCAGUACUAAGAUUGAUAAGAAAUAUAGAUCAUCUUGAUCUGUUGUUUG